Molecule: messenger RNA, 1790 nt
Organism: Condylostylus longicornis
Lineage: Eukaryota; Metazoa; Arthropoda; Insecta; Diptera; Dolichopodidae
Gene: Bap60
Product: brahma-associated protein of 60 kDa
Exons: 3
Coding region: 164-1606 (480 amino acids)
Biological process (GO): regulation of transcription by RNA polymerase II
Cellular component (GO): nucleus; SWI/SNF complex
Source: RefSeq, a predicted model, not a curated record
UUUACUCAUAAGCAUUUUUGUGUACAAAUGUAAAAUCGUUUGGUUUUAGUCGAAUGUAGUUUUUAUUUAUAUUCGUAUAGUUUUUUUUUUUAGUAUACCAUUUAAAUAAAUCAUAAGUAUUUUAACAAAUUAACAAUAUCAGUGGUGAAUAUCUUAUGUAAAAAUGUCACAGAGAUACCAGCCUCCACCACCAAAUGCGCCGACUAUGCGGCCAUAUUCUCCAAGCAAUUUUGGUCAAAGAAAUUUUUCUCAACCGCCGCCAGGGAAUGCGCCUUCUUCUCCAAGUGUGGGACCUCAAUUACACCCCCCUCGACCUGCAGGUCAGACAUUUCAAGCUGGUUUGAGAGGAAGUGGUUCUGGUCCUGGGGGCAAAAGAUCGCAACAGGAGUCUCGGAAUAUUCAAGGAAAAUCUACUGAGCAAAAUCUACCAAAAAAGAAGAAAAAGUUGGCUGAUAAAAUCUUACCUCAAAAGGUAAGAGAUCUAGUGCCUGAAUCUCAAGCAUAUAUGGAUCUCUUAACAUUCGAACGUAAACUGGAUGCUACAAUUAUGCGGAAACGUCUAGAUAUUCAAGAAGCAUUGAAAAGACCUAUGAAACAGAAGCGUAAGUUGAGAAUAUUUAUUUCAAAUACAUUUUAUCCCGGGAAAGAUGGAGAUAAUGAAAGUAGUGAUGGAGCAGUUGCUUCGUGGGAAUUGAGAGUCGAAGGACGUUUGUUAGAAGACAACAAAGGGGACCCAAACAAAAUCAAAAGAAAAUUUUCAAGUUUUUUUAAAUCGUUGGUAAUUGAAUUGGAUAAGGAAUUGUAUGGGCCAGACAAUCACUUGGUAGAAUGGCACAGAACCCAUACAACACAAGAAACUGAUGGCUUUCAAGUUAAACGUCCAGGAGACCGAAAUGUACGUUGUACAAUUUUAUUACUACUCGAUUAUCAACCACUACAAUUUAAACUCGAUCCAAGGCUCGCACGUCUUUUAGGUGUUCAUACUCAAACACGUCCUGUUAUUAUUUCGGCACUUUGGCAAUAUAUUAAAACACACAAAUUGCAAGAUGCACAUGAAAGAGAAUAUAUAAAUUGCGAUAAAUAUUUGGAGCAAAUAUUUGGUUGCGCGAAAAUGAAAUUUGCAGAGAUUCCACAAAGAUUAAAUCCAUUGCUUCAUCCGCCAGACCCUAUUGUUAUUAACCAUUUUAUUGAAAGUGGGACAGAAAAUAAUAAACAAACGGCAUGCUAUGAUAUUGAUGUGGAAGUGGAUGAUACACUGAAAAAUCAAAUGAAUAAUUUUUUGAUGAGUACAGCAAGUCAGCAAGAAAUCCAGGGACUUGAUGGUAAAAUUCAUGAAACUGUUGAAACUAUUAACCAGUUAAAAACAAAUCGAGAGUUUUUCUUAAGUUUUGCGAAAGAUCCACAGAAGUUUAUUCAUAGGUGGAUUGUUAGUCAAACUCGAGAUCUAAAGACGAUGACUGACGUAGUUGGAAAUCCAGAAGAAGAAAGGCGUGCUGAAUUUUACUACCAACCUUGGACUCAAGAAGCCGUUUCGCGUUAUUUCUUCACAAAAGUCAAUCAAAAACGUGCAGAGUUAGAGCAAGCUUUGGGAAUUAGAAAUGCCUAAGUUUAGGAAGUUUAAAAGCAGUAAUUCAUCAAAUAAAUCUAUUUUCAUAAUUGUAAUUAUUACUAUGCAACCAACAUUCUUUAAUAGAAUUUACAUAAAUGACAUUCAUAAAAUUUAUUCUUCUUAUUAUAAGAACUAUAUAAAUACAUACAUCUAUUUAUUGAAUAAGAAGAUUCAUGACUAU